Messenger RNA from Chenopodium quinoa (quinoa), 2325 nucleotides. Its product is annotated as ACT domain-containing protein ACR4-like. The transcript is spliced from 7 exons. The record is from RefSeq and is a predicted model, not a curated record. The coding region runs from base 722 to 2065 and encodes 447 amino acids. NCBI's taxonomy places the organism in Eukaryota, Viridiplantae, Streptophyta, Magnoliopsida, Caryophyllales, Amaranthaceae.
AUACAGCUCCUUAUUACCUCAGUGACAACCGUUACAACCUACACCCAACUAGGAGAGAGAAGAUUACCCCCCAAACUUUGGAGUUUUUUAUCCAUUUAUUUCUCAACACGUGUCUUUCUUAUUCCUACCACACUCUCACACUUUUUCACCCCUUGCGCAUUUUAUCCUACCACCUUACUAUCCCACUAAAAUGCGCUUUAUUCCUAUUUUUUUUUUUUCCUUUUUUAUAAAAAAAAUAUAAAAUUGGAGAAACUUUCUCUUUCAAAGGAGAUUCACUACCUUUAUUUUCUCUUUUUAUAAAAUUUCAUUUUCUCUUCCCUUAAAAAAAAAAAAAAAAAAAAAAAUUCAUUUUCCCUUUUUAUUUAUUUAUUUUUAAAGAAUUUUAAGGAAAAAAAAACAGGGAAGAAAGAAUCCCCUGUAUAAAAACAGAGCAAUAGAUAAACAGAGGAAAGAGAAAAUAAGGAAGAGGGUUUUCUGGGGUUAUGGUUAUGGCGCCACUGAUGCUGCAGUUUAUAGAGAUUCGUGUCGGAAGGGUUUAAUUUUUCCUUUUUUUAUUUAUUUUUAAAAAAGGGAUUAUUUAUUAUUUUUAAAAAUAUUUAUAAAUACUCUGUUAUUUCACCUCACUCCCACCUCCUUACUCAAAACUUAGAAAUACAAACAAAAAAACUCAUUCAUUCAAGAAAACUUGAGGUACCCUAUUCAAGAAUCGUUGUUAAUUUUAAUGGAGUCUAGCAUGAGUUUUUCACAAGAUAUGGAUGAUGAGUAUGAAAAACUCAUAAGAAGAAUGAACCCACCAAGGGUGGUGAUUGAUAAUGAAAGUUGCAAGAAUGCAACAGUGAUACAGGUUGAUAGUGCAAACAGGCAUGGAAUACUUCUUGAAGUUGUUCAAAUUCUCACUGAUCUUAAUCUUGUCAUAACCAAAGCUUAUAUUUCUUCUGAUGGUGGAUGGUUCAUGGAUGUUUUUAACGUGACUGAUCAAGAUGGGAACAAAAUUACAGAUGAAGAAAUCAUUGAUUACAUUCAAAAGUCUUUAGGCCCUGAUUCAUCAUGUUUUGGAAGAUCUGUUGGAGUUCUUUCAUCAACAGAUUACACUACUAUUGAGUUAAUUGGGAGAGAUAGGCCAGGACUUCUCUCUGAGCUAACUGCUGUGCUGUCUCACCUGAAAUGCAAUGUGGUGAAUGCUGAAGUCUGGACUCACAACACGCGAGCAGCAGCCGUAAUGCACAUAACCGAUCAAGGAACCGGUUACGCGAUUGAUGACUUAGACAGGUUGUCUAGGAUCAAGGAACUUCUAUGCAAUGUGCUUGGCAGUAGUCACUCUAGGGAAGCUAAGACUGAGGUGACUCAUGUUGCUACACACGCAGAAAGGAGACUGCAUCAGAUGCUGUUCGACGAUAGAGACUAUGAGCAAGUUGGUGAAGAGGAGGAUGAAGAUGAGAGGCAGAGGCCGAAUGUGAGUGUUGUCAAUUGGUAUGACAAAGAUUACUCGGUGGUCAGUAUUCGUUGCAAGGACAGACCGAAACUUCUCUUUGAUACGGUCUGCACGUUGACUGAUAUGCAAUACGUCGUUUUCCAUGGUAGUGUGGAUGCUGAAGGGCCUGAAGCUUAUCAGGAAUUCUACAUUAGGCAUGUUGAUGGCUCCCCUGUUAAAUCAGAGGCAGAAAGGCAAAGAGUCAUCCAAUGUCUUGAAGCUGCUAUAAAGAGAAGAGUUUCUGAGGGACUGAAGUUAGAGUUAUGCACAACAGACAGGGCUGGACUGUUAUCUGAUGUCACUCGAAUUUUCCGAGAGAACAGCCUGACAGUAACUCAAGCAGAAGUCACAACAAGAGGAGGCAAAGCAGUUAACAUCUUCUAUGUACGCGAGGCCUCAGGGUAUCCUGUCGAUGCCAAGGUGAUCGACUCAAUAAGGCAAGUGAUCGGGCAAACGAUUCUAAAAGUGAAGGGAAACAACUCGAAAGAACGGAAACAAAAAGUUGCUCAAGAGUCUCAAUCUAAGUUCUUAUUCGGAGGUCUCUUCAAGUCUAGAUCAUUUUGUAAUUUCGGCUUGGUUAGGUCCUACUCUUAAAAGCUUUGAACUAGAAAUGUAAAUUGCAAAAAAUGUUUAGGCCAUUUUAGGUGGACUAACAUCAUGAUUUCAAAUUAGGGUAGAAGAGGUUGCCAACUCCUAGUUGGUGUGCCCACUUGUUAGGAACAACUGGUUUCUUAAGUUAAGCUUAAUUAGUGGCCGUUAAGUAAACAUUACUCGCGAAGAGUAAUCAAAUUGUAAAUAGUAGUCCUUGGUUACUUGCCUCAAUUAUUCUAAUCCUCUGAUUAAGAUUUUAAUGA